Lactuca virosa is the source of this 1197-nucleotide messenger RNA. The record is from the annotation of a GenBank genome assembly. NCBI's taxonomy places the organism in Eukaryota, Viridiplantae, Streptophyta, Magnoliopsida, Asterales, Asteraceae.
GUCCAACUGGCCCGUGUGUAGUGUGUGUGCUCUCUAUCACUAGCCCCGUAGCGGCAGCUUGGCCAGUAAACUUACCGACCUCAAUCAUGGAAUUGAAAGCCAUCGGUGUACUAAUGACCUACCCCAUGUCUUCUUACCUCGAACAAGAACUCGAUAAGCGAUUCAAUCUCUUCCGCUUGUGGAAUCUCCCUCAGAAAAACGACCUUUUCAAGGAGAACUCCGGUUCCAUUCGGGCCGUCGUCGGAAACACCAAAGUUGGCGCCGACCGAGAAUUGAUUGACUCGUUACCGGCUCUGGAGAUUGUAUCCAGUUUUAGUGUAGGGUUAGACAAGGUGGAUUUAGUGCAUUGUAAGGAGAAAGGGAUUAGGGUUACUAAUACACCCGAUGUGUUGACCGAAGAUGUGGCCGAUUUGGCGAUUGCAUUGAUGUUGGCAACGUUGAGAGGGAUUUGUGAGUGCGAUCGUUAUGUUAGAGGUGGAUUAUGGAAGAAAAGCGACUUCAAAUUGACUACUAAGUUCAGUGGCAAAAAGGUGGGAAUCAUAGGUCUAGGCAGAAUAGGGACAGCAAUUGCAAAGAGGGCUGAAGCAUUCAACUGUCCAAUAAGUUACUAUUCAAGAUCACAGAAACCAGAAUCAAAAUACAAAUACUUUCCCAGUGUAGUUGAAUUAGCUUCUCACUGUGACAUCCUUGUUGUGGCGUGUGCACUAACCGAAGAAACUUGCCACAUCAUCAACCGCCAAGUCAUCGAUGCACUGGGUCCCAAGGGUUUUCUCAUCAACAUUGGGAGGGGUCCACACAUUGAUGAACCUGAACUGGUAUCCGCCCUUAUUGAAAGGUGGAUAGCAGGUGCAGGUCUUGAUGUGUUUGAGAAUGAACCACAUGUCCCUGAAGAACUUUUUGGUCUUGAUAAUGUAGUACUCGUGCCUCAUAUUGGGAGUGACACUGUUGAGACUGUAAAAGCCAUGGCUGAUCUUGUGGUAGGGAACCUAGAGGCUCAUUUUUCCAAGAAGCCAUUGUUAACUCCAGUGUUUAUAGAUUAGAAAGCUACAACUAGGAUCUCACACAUGACACAACUUUCAAUGAUUUUCAUCUGUUAUGUAGUUAAACUACAUUUUUAAGUUUAAGAGAUGAAAUUGUAAUCUAUGUGGUGUUCACACAUCUACAUGGAUCAUCAAUGUCUUACCAUGUCUUUGAGAG